Ochlerotatus camptorhynchus is the source of this 1720-nucleotide messenger RNA. Its product is annotated as CLIP domain-containing serine protease HP8-like. Lineage: Eukaryota; Metazoa; Arthropoda; Insecta; Diptera; Culicidae. Gene Ontology annotation, molecular function: serine-type endopeptidase activity. Bases 260 to 1171 code for a protein of 303 amino acids. The transcript is spliced from 4 exons. Gene Ontology annotation, biological process: proteolysis. The record is from RefSeq and is a predicted model, not a curated record.
CCGUCUAAAUAUCCUUCAAUAGUCGAUGGAAGUUAAGGCUAGUGCGAUUUCUCGUUUUAUUUAUUACUUAUGUAACUUGAUACGAAUCUAGGCCACAGUUAAUCGCAACGCUUAUUCCUAGGGCAAACAAGCAAAAAUUGAACUUCUUAUCAGGACCUUCGUUCUAUGUUUAAGAAUACAUAAUAUAUAAAUAUCAAUCAUACUAGUAUAAAACAAUUCAAAAGCGUUAGCCAUCUUCAGUGUAAAACACUAGCUCAAAAUGUUAACAGUCAAUAUAUUCGCAGUGCUCUUGCUCGCUGCCCCUUCGUUUGGGUUCUUUUUUGAUAUCUUCCAGUCAGGUUCUACCGAAACCAAUUAUACCUUACCCGAACCGGGAAUAUGUGGUGUGAGCCUGUCGGAUCGUAUCCUAGGUGGAUCCAAAACCGCACUGAAUGCUUACCCCUGGGCAGCGCUGCUGAUUGCCAAACCCAUCAUCGGUAAAAAGGUUAUGUACGCCUGUGGAGGAUCGCUGAUUUCCGACCGUUUCGUGCUGACGGCUGCUCACUGCUUCCGUGAGAUGCCCAUUUGGAUUCGAGUAACAAAGGUCCGCCUUGGCGAGUGGAACAUCGAGACCGAGGAGGAUUGUGAUGAUAGUGACGUUUGUGCUGAUAAGGCAAUCGAUGUUAAAAUAGGGAGUCACGUCGUUCAUGAGGAUUACGAUGCACAGGACAUUCACAACGAUGUUGCGCUAAUUAAGUUGGCGCAGCAGGUCACUUUCACGGAAUUUAUUUCACCGGUGUGUCUUCCUUUGGUCGAGGAGUUGAUCAGUAAACCCGAUUCCAGCAGGAAGUUCACGGUCAUCGGAUGGGGAACAACGGAAACUGGUCAAGAGCAACCGGGUGUCUACGGUAGUCGAUACAAGCUGGAGGUCGACCUUCCUGGUGUGGACUUGGAGGACUGCCGGGAAAAUUAUCCUUCGGCGCUGGAUUCCGAGCUGUGUGCAGGAGGUGAAGCUGGAAAGGACUCGUGCCAAGGUGAUUCAGGUGGGUGUUUGGUAGCUGCUGAGACCGAUGGAUACUGGUACCAGUACGGAGUUGUCAGUUGGGGCUACGGUUGUGGUACCAAAGGUGUUCCAGGUGUGUAUGCUCGUGUGAGCAGUUUCACCGAUUGGAUCCAGCGAAAUAUGAAAUGAAUUUGACCGUAGUCAGUUAUCAGCAAUAGGUGCAGAUCAUUGGAUUUGAAGGGUCUCUAAUUUUCAGCAAAUACAAUAAAAAAUAUAUUUUUCAUAGUCAUAGCUAAUCUGAAAGAACCCAGGAAUACAUCAUUGAAUAUUCAUAUAUUUUUACAAUGAUUGUAAAUGAAGCAUGGAUCAUGAAGCUCUUUUUGAAAAUUAAGAACAAAGUAAACAUCAAGACCAGCGCUGUUAAUCGAUAACUGUCGUUAAAGUCUGCAAUGCAUACUCACCAUUGCAGACGUUAACGCUGACCUUAUCGAUGGUUAUCUAUUAACAACCCCGAUUGAGACCUAAGAUUUUGUUUUAAAGCUUUAUGUAUCGUAAAAGAAAGCAAUUCAAUAGCUUUUAGUAGAAAAAGGACACACCAUACAUUUCAUUGAAUACUGGAACAUUGUACCAUAGUUUGGCUUCCUUGAUCAACCACGCAUGAACAACGAUUGGUAUCAAUACAAAAGCAGCUCUUAUCAACUUUAACUAAUCAUGUUUGUAUUACUCUACAUGUUUCAC